Molecule: messenger RNA, 1101 nt
Organism: Triplophysa rosa
Lineage: Eukaryota; Metazoa; Chordata; Actinopteri; Cypriniformes; Nemacheilidae
Product: butyrophilin-like protein 2
Exons: 6
Source: RefSeq, a predicted model, not a curated record
GUUUGUGUUGACAUGUUUUCAUGAUACUCGUCCUAACAGAGUUUUUAAUGUUCAGACGGGACGUCUUUAUUCAUUGACACCUGAUGUGAUGCAUCUCACUGUUAUAACAGUGUUUUGACGUGUCGUUCAGAGAUGAAGUUCAUCUGUGUGAUUUUACUGAUUAUUACUGGAAUUACACAAUCAGAUGAGUACGAGGUGAUCGGGCCUUCAGCUCCUGUGAUGACUGUAUCUGGUGAAGAUGUGAUUCUGCCGUGUUCUAUCAAACCCAACAUCAGUGCUGUGAACAUGAGAGUCGAGUGGAUCAGACUUGAUCUGAAAGACUCAAUAGUUCAUCUGUAUGAAGAUCAUAAAGACAUAAACACAGAUCAGCUUCAGUCGUACAGAGGAAGAACUCAAGUGUUUACAGAAGAACUAGAGAAAGGAAACACAUCACUCAAACUCUCAAGAGUCCAAAUCUCUGAUGAAGGACGUUACAAGUGUUUCAUUCAGUCUCAAUCCUGGAGUGAUGACAUCACUGUUCAGCUCAGAGUUGAAGCUGUAGGCAGUGUUCCGGUCAUCACUGUAGAUGGGUUUGAUGGAUCUGGUGGUCUUCAUCUACAGUGUGAAUCUAAAGGCUGGAAACCUGAACCUGAUCUUGUGUGGCUGAACAGUGAAGGAGUCACUUUAACAUCUGAAUCUCCAGACACACACAGAGAUGACACAGAUGGAUUCAGUGUGAAACACAUGAUCACUGUAUAUAACACCGACACUAAAUAUCACUGCAGAGUCAGAAUGAGACAUCACAUGAUGGAGGCUGAGAUCAUCACAUCCACUCAAAUGUUUCUCUCUUGGAGAUCUUCAGUGAUUCUGAUCUCCGUUGCUGUUGUUCUCAGUGUGAUCGCUGGAAUACUGAUCACUGUGUUUGUAUGUAAACAGAGAGAACUACAGAGAGAGAACCAGAAAGAGAACCAGAGAAUACACAGAGAGAACCAGAGAAUACAGAGAGAGAAACAGAGAGAGAAACAGAGAAUACAGAGAGAGAACCAGAGAAUACAGAGAGAGAACCAGAGAAUACAGAGAGAGAAACAGAGAAUACAGAAUGAAGACGAGAGAAUACAGAGA